CGACGCGGACCUGAUCUGGGGGCGGCAGAAGGAGAGGGUCUGGGGAAGUUCGGGUUGGGGAUCGGGCGUGUCCCCUAGCUAGAAGCUGAGCGCGCCAGAGCCGGCCGCGGCUGCGCUGCUCUGACCGCUUUGUGGUGGUGGUGGUUUUAUUUUUUAGUAUUUCUAUUUAUUUGCAAGCAGAGAGAGAAGAAAGAAUGCGCGCUCCAGGGCCUCCAGCCGCUGCAAACAAACUCCAGAUGCAUGAGCCACCUUGUGCAUCUGGCUUUAUGGUUGCACUUGUACAAAAGGAGAAUCUAGAGAAAUAGAGCAAGUCACAUAGUUCUGAACACCAUGGCCCAUCAGGGACUGGUGACAUUCAGAGAUGUGACCAUAGAGUUCUCUGAGGAAGAAUGGAUGUGCCUGAAACCUGCCCAGAGAGACUUAUACAAGGAUGUGACUUUGGAGAACUUCAGUCACUUGAUCUCACUGGGACUUGUCUUUUCUAAGCCUAGUGUCAUCUUGUUACUGGAGCAAGGGAAAGAGCCCUGGAUUGUUGCAAAUUAUGUGACAAGAUCAUGGUACCCAGACUUGGGAUCCAGCUGUAAGACAUUUCCACAAAAAGAUAUUAUUGAAGUAGAGUCAUUUAAAUGGGAGGCAGUGGAAAACCUUAACCACCAUGAUCCUGAAGGCUCCAGCUUUAGAGAGGACAGUGAAUGUAGAGUCCAGUUUGAGGGACAGCACACCAGUCAGAAGUGCCAUUUCAAGCAAGUGGAAAUCACGUAUGUGAACAAGGGUGACACGUGUUUCACCUUACAUCAUCAAAGAGGCACUAGCAAGAAAAUGAUCAAAUGUAAUAAGUCCAGAAUUGCAUUUAGCUAUGGCUCACACUUUAUUCAGCAGCAGAAAACUCUUACUGGAGAAGAACCCUUUGAAUGUAAGGAGUGUGGGAAGGCCUUCAGUCCUACCUUGCACCUUGUUCAGCAUCAGAGAACUCAUGCAGGUGAGAAACCUCAUGACUGUCAGGAAUGUGGGAAGGCCUUUGGUCGUACUUCAGACCUUAUUCUCCAUCACAGACUUCACACUGUCAAACCCUAUGCAUGUAGAGAGUGUGGAAGAGCCUUUAGGCAACAGUCACAGCUCACUGUGCAUCAAAGGACACAUACAGGGGAAAAACCCUAUGUAUGUAAAGACUGUGGUAAGGCUUUCAUUCGUGGCUCCCAGCUUACUGUCCAUUGGAGAAUUCAUACAGGUGUUAGACCCUAUCAGUGUAGAGAAUGUGGGAAGGCCUUCAGACAGCAUUCACAGCUUACAGUUCACCAGCGAAUCCACACUGGGGAGAAGCCCUACAAAUGUAAGGACUGUGGAAAGGGCUUUAUCCACAGCUCAGAAGUUACUCGACAUCAAAGAAUUCAUUCUGGGGAAAAACCCUAUGAGUGUAAGGACUGUGGGAAGGCCUUCAGACAGCACGCACAGCUCAGACGACACCAGAGCGUUCAUACAGGAGACAGGCCCUUUGAAUGUAAGGACUGUGGGAAGACCUUUAGUCGUAGUUCAUACCUUAUUCAGCAUCAAAGGAUUCACACAGGUGACAAGCCAUAUGAAUGCAAGGAAUGUGGGAAAGCCUUUAUCCGUGUUUCCCAACUGACUCAUCAUCAUCGGACUCAUUCUUACGAGAAACCCUACAAGUGCAGGGAAUGUGGGAUGGCUUUUAUUCGAAGUUCACAGCUUACUGAGCAUCAGAGAAUUCAUCCUGGGAUCAAACCUUAUGAAUGUAGAGAAUGUGGGCAGGCCUUCAUCCUUGGUGCACAGCUCAUUAACCACUACAGAAUCCAUACUAGCUAGAUAGUCUCCUUCAUCAGGGAGGUGGAGAAAGACUUUUUGUGGAGUUCACACCUGGUGUGGUCUCCCUUAGUGCAAUGUAAUUCAUGUCAGGAAACCUUCAUGUGUCACUUUUGUUACAGAACAUCAGAGAAUUCAAGAAAACUCAAUAAAUAUGGGCAUUCUUUUUGUCUUA
This is a messenger RNA of Jaculus jaculus (lesser Egyptian jerboa), 1993 nucleotides long. RefSeq names its product zinc finger protein 565 (gene Znf565). The coding region runs from base 331 to 1821 and encodes 496 amino acids. The record is from RefSeq and is a predicted model, not a curated record. Gene Ontology annotation, biological process: regulation of DNA-templated transcription. The transcript is spliced from 5 exons. Lineage: Eukaryota; Metazoa; Chordata; Mammalia; Rodentia; Dipodidae.